GUACUCCGUAUAUCAUACUCAAUUAGAGGAUUUGUAUUUGAUGAGCCAAAAUUGUUCAUGCUAUGUUGCUGGCUGAAAUACUUUCUGGAUUGGUCAGGAGAUACAAUGAUUGCUUUUCACACUAAUGAAGGGGAAUUCAGAUUCAAAGGCUAGCUUCAACCUUCAAGUGUUCUUGCUAUAAAGAAAUAACAAAAGGGAUAGGAGAAAGCAUAAAACUGAGGUAGGCGAUAAGGCCUCGGUCCUUCCAGACCCCGCUGUUAUGCCUCCCUUAAAGAAAAUGACAGCUAAGACAGGUGGAACUUAUAAUGGUGGGUCAGGUGCUGGUAACCACUCGAAAGAGAUGCAUGACCAGUGGCCAAACAACCUAUUAAGAAACGGGCAACCAAAACAGCAGAGGAUCUUGUGCACCAGCAUGCCUCUCUUGUUCGGAAUGAUAACAUUAUGGAUACUAUUAACGACGUGGUCGUUGAUGCUGCAAACCAAGCCAAGUCUUCGGCGAAGGACAUCAACAACCCAACACAUGCCAAAACCGAUGGGGUUUCAAAGGCGUCUACUGGAAAGGAACCUAUCAAACUGUUUUUGGCUCCGCUCAAACCUAGGACUAGUGAUGACAUUAGUGCCUAUAGUUAGGCCAAGACUAGGGUAGAGUUUGAUUUGAGGAAUCAACAAAUUGCUGGCGAACACAAAUUGCAAAAGGAAAGGUCUAAAUUCAAUGCAAGACCCUACGCGAAACUCAUGGACCACAACACUUAACCACUCAAGAACAAAAACUCUCUUAUAAA
This is a messenger RNA of Cuscuta campestris, 782 nucleotides long. Lineage: Eukaryota; Viridiplantae; Streptophyta; Magnoliopsida; Solanales; Convolvulaceae. The record is from the annotation of a GenBank genome assembly.